Molecule: messenger RNA, 510 nt
Organism: Pneumocystis jirovecii RU7
Lineage: Eukaryota; Fungi; Ascomycota; Pneumocystomycetes; Pneumocystales; Pneumocystaceae
Exons: 4
Coding region: 1-510 (169 amino acids)
Source: RefSeq, a predicted model, not a curated record
AUGAGAAAAAUUUAUGGAAGUAUUUUAGAAGCUACAUGCACAAAAAUACUUAUUUCAGUACAAAAACUAUCUGAUGAACAUAAUGAUGAUACAUCAUCUACUGAUUCAGAAAAGAGUGAAACUUCAAAAAAUACCAUAAUAGCAAAUUUAACUGUGGCUAUACCUAUAGAAAUAUAUACCGGAACAGAUAUUAUUAUUACUCAUGUUACAACUGUUACUAAGAUGCUUCUAAGAUAUGUACUACAUAUAAAUAUGCUAUACUUUUCAGAAUCAACAUCAACCAAUUCAGAUGACCUAUUAUCACCUGAUCUUCCUUUAGAGUCAAUAAAAUUGCUUAGUUUAGAUAGACCAAGUGAUGAAUCAAAUGAGUCAACAAACGCAAAAUCAAAUGAAUCAUUAGAAUCAGAAGAUUCGGAUAAACUAAAUGAAUCAGAUAAAUCAGUUGAAUCAAAUAAACGAGAUAAGUCGUCUAAGUUAGUAAAUUUAUCUGAAUCGGAAAAAUUAAGUUAA